This is a messenger RNA of Lutzomyia longipalpis, 1668 nucleotides long. RefSeq names its product trypsin 3A1-like. The transcript is spliced from 2 exons. The record is from RefSeq and is a predicted model, not a curated record. Gene Ontology annotation, molecular function: serine-type endopeptidase activity. Bases 763 to 1536 code for a protein of 257 amino acids. Gene Ontology annotation, biological process: proteolysis. Lineage: Eukaryota; Metazoa; Arthropoda; Insecta; Diptera; Psychodidae.
AGAUCAGACUUGGAAGGUUCUAGGUUUUUACGGUUGGUAUGUAUUUUAAACGUUAAAUUUUUUUUGAUGAGAAGUUUUGCUACCUAUUACUAACUGUAACUAAAAUUGAAAGAAAAGUAAUUGGAGCUAUACUCCGCUCGUGGAAAAUCCAAAGAUGAAGAAUGUAGGUUCAAGCCAAUAGCGAUGUCGUGCUUCGUUCACAUUGCUCAUGAGACUUUGUUCUACCAGUAAACGCAGUAAACAUUUAAAAGAGGUCCUAAAUCCGGUAGCAAUAGGAUCUAGUCUAGUUAGGUUUAAAAAAAAAACCCAACACAGGUACGGAAAUAAUACAACAUCCUUAGCUCUUGUGAGUAAGGACAAGAUUGGAUUUUCUUCUGGUUAAACCAAACUUAACAGUGUAAGAAAAGGAGGAAGAAAAACCUGAUCCAACCUACCAUUCCCUACAUUACCAACCUACCAAUUAGAACUUUCAAAUUUGUGCCAAUUUUCAGCUGAAUUUAGCCCACAAAAUGUACUAUUCUGACCACAAUGGAAAUCAAAGCAAAGCGUUAUCAAUUAACAAUUAAUAUGAAGUGAUACGACAGUUAACGAUCGCUAACCAUGGGCCAUCUCACUUUGAGUAAAAUUACUUUUUUCCGCUGUCGAAGACAUGCAAGAUACGGAGGUGCCCUAUGGCUUGAUAAAAAGACCAAGGAAGUCCAACAACGUUUCCAGUGUCGCUCUUUGUGCAAACAACACCCAAAGUUACUCGGGUAAGGAACCAUGAAGGUGUUCCUCUGUUUCGUUACCGUGCUCUGUGCGCUAUGGAUUAAUCCCACUGCUGGUGCAAGGAUACACAAUCGUAUUGUUGGUGGUCAGGAUAUCACCAUUGAGCAAGCUCCCUAUCAGGCAUCCCUGAUUUACCACGACAAUCACUGGUGCGGUGCUGUCCUCCUUCGACGUAAUUUUGCCCUAACAGCAGCGCACUGCUUCGACGUCUGGGAUUUUCAUCUCUUCCGCGAUGUCUUCCACAUUCGCGUUGGAUCAACCUUCAUUAAUCGCGAAGGCUUGAUUGCCACCCUCAUUGACGUAACACUUCAUCCCCAAUUCAAUCCGGACACGUAUAACUUUGACGUAGCAGUGAUUCAAAUCUGCGAUUGUUUCGACUGGACGCCUCGUAUUCAGCCUAUCGCACUUCCGGCCGCCUUCCAACACACUCCCGAAGGGAGCCUUGGUUUUGUCUCCGGAUGGGGAAGACUUUGGUAUCAAGGCCCUAUUCCGGAUAUCCUCCAGGCAGCCCACAUGCCUAUCCUUAACAGAGAUCGCUGCAUGGAGACAUUCGCAGACAUUAACCCUCUAACUGAUUCAAUGUUCUGCGCGGGAUCUUUCUACGGAGGUCUUGAUACCUGCCACGGGGACUCUGGUGGCCCAAUGGUGCUCAACGGGGAAGUGAUUGGGCUUGUCUCUUGGGGUAUUGCAUGUGCCCAAGUAGAUUACCCUGGAAUUUACACCAAUGUUAGCUUCCUUAGGCCAUGGAUUGAUCAACAAUUGCCUUAAUUUUGUCACUAAACUUAACACUUUUUGAGUGAAAUUAUUAAACAAGUGAAAAUAUUUGAAAAAAAAAAAAUCGUUUUCCUUUCCGAGAGAUCAAAAGAAAUAUUCUGUGAGUGUUCAAUAAAAAUAUGUAUA